Molecule: messenger RNA, 1928 nt
Organism: Gadus chalcogrammus (walleye pollock)
Lineage: Eukaryota; Metazoa; Chordata; Actinopteri; Gadiformes; Gadidae
Gene: cops2
Product: COP9 signalosome subunit 2
Exons: 13
Coding region: 109-1440 (443 amino acids)
Biological process (GO): protein deneddylation
Cellular component (GO): COP9 signalosome
Molecular function (GO): protein binding
Source: RefSeq, a predicted model, not a curated record
GUGAAAACAGUGAGCUACACUCCGAGCGACUACCACACUGGCACAGGACAGGACAACACAGGCCAGGCUAGUGAGGCUGCUUAGAUAAAUACAAAGAUUACCGUCAAGAUGUCCGACAUGGAAGAUGAUUUCAUGUGUGAUGAUGAAGAGGACUAUGAUUUGGAAUACUCGGAAGACAGCAACUCGGAACCUAACGUAGACCUGGAAAACCAGUAUUAUAACUCCAAAGCCCUGAAAGAGGAUGACCCCAAAGCAGCACUUAGCAGUUUUCAAAAGGUCUUGGACCUAGAAGGAGAGAAGGGAGAAUGGGGAUUCAAAGCACUCAAACAAAUGAUAAAAAUCAACUUCAAACUGACCAACUUUCCAGAGAUGAUGAACAGAUACAAACAGCUGCUAACGUACAUCCGAAGCGCAGUUACCAGAAACUACUCAGAGAAGUCCAUCAACUCUAUUCUGGACUACAUCUCUACCUCCAAACAGAUGGACUUGCUCCAGGAGUUCUAUGAAACAACAUUGGAGGCUUUGAAAGAUGCCAAAAAUGACAGAUUAUGGUUUAAAACAAAUACAAAGCUGGGUAAACUGUAUCUGGAGAGAGAAGAGUAUGGAAAACUACAAAAGAUCCUCAGACAACUACACCAGUCAUGCCAGACGGACGAUGGGGAGGAUGACCUGAAGAAGGGCACGCAGCUGUUGGAGAUCUACGCCCUGGAGAUCCAGAUGUACACGGCCCAGAAGAACAACAAGAAACUGAAGGCCCUCUACGAGCAAUCGCUCCACAUCAAAUCCGCCAUCCCCCAUCCACUUAUCAUGGGAGUCAUCAGAGAGUGUGGCGGAAAGAUGCACCUCAGGGAGGGCGAGUUUGAGAAGGCUCACACAGACUUCUUUGAGGCCUUCAAGAACUACGACGAAUCCGGCAGCCCGAGGAGAACCACGUGCUUGAAGUACCUCGUCCUUGCCAACAUGCUGAUGAAGUCCGGGAUCAACCCCUUUGACUCCCAGGAGGCCAAGCCAUACAAAAAUGACCCUGAGAUCUUAGCAAUGACAAACCUAGUAAGCGCCUACCAGAAUAAUGACAUCACAGAGUUCGAGAAAAUCUUGAAAACAAACCACAGCAACAUAAUGGACGACCCAUUUAUUAGAGAGCACAUAGAAGAACUUUUAAGAAACAUCAGAACCCAAGUGCUUAUCAAACUCAUCAAGCCAUACACGAGAAUACAUAUCCCUUUCAUUUCCAAGGAACUGAACAUCGAUGUUUGUGACGUGGAGAGUUUGCUGGUGCAGUGCAUCUUGGACAAUACCAUCCAUGGCCGAAUUGAUCAAGUGAACCAGCUACUAGAACUGGACUACCAGAAGAGAGGAGGUUCUCGCUACACAGCUUUAGACAAAUGGACGAAUCAGCUGAACUCGCUUAACCAAGCUAUCGUUAGCAAGCUCACAUGAUUGACGUGUAAAAACAGAGACAAACAGAGCGGCAUGUUGAAUGCGUCCAUACAGUUAUCCUACCAUGCUCCUUUAAGUAUACCGUAUGGUGAUUUACACAUCAUAGGUGUGGGGAAAAUGCCAGCAUUUUCGGGAUGUGAAAAGCUUCCAAGAUCCACAAGAAAAAUCAGUGGAAAAUAUGUUUGACCAGGGGAAAACACUGAUUUCUGUUCUUGCCACAACUUAUUGGCAAACCUUUUUUUCAUAUGCAGAACACAACUGCUUUGUGUUUUGGAAGGGAAGUCCGAAUUGUGUAUAAGUAAUUGUACACAAUAGUCGAUGUAUACUUUUGCUUGGUGGUAAAAAUAAACACAGACUCCUCACAGCACUCAUAAGAAAUGCAUCUGCCUAUGACUAUAGUUGAUUACAUUUUAAAUUGUAUUGAACAGGGCAUGCAUACCCCCUUUGAUUAAGUAGAAGUCUAAUAAAAUGUUUUUUAAUAUAUUCCA